UUUGUACCAGAAAGUUCCUGCUUAAACUAUAAAUUAUACAAUGGGGUUUAUGUGGUCUCUUGAUUUAUCACUUCAACUUCUGUUCCUUUAUUCUCUCUUCUCUCUCACAGUUACUAACUGUGUUCCUUUCAUUCAGCCAAUGCCCUGUCAUGAAGAUGAUAGCCAUGCCUUGUUGCAGUUUAAGGAAGGCUUUGUCAUUAGUAAGCUUGCUUCUGAAAAUCCUUUAAGUUAUCCUAAAGUGGCAUCUUGGAAUGCUAGCACUGAUUGUUGUUCAUCAUGGGAUGGCAUUCAAUGUGAUGAGCACACAGGUCAUGUGAUUGGCAUUGAUCUCAGCAGUAGCCAGCUCUAUGGCUAUUUGGACUCCAAUAGCAGUCUUUUCAAUCUCGCACAGCUUCAAAUUCUGGAUCUUGCUGAUAAUGACUUCAAUUACUCUCAAAUCCCAUCCAGGAUAGGUGAGUUUUCAAAGCUUACACAUUUGAAUCUUUCCUUAACUAGCUUUUCUGGUGAAGUCCCCCAAGAAGUUUCACAUUUGUCAAAGCUACUGUCUCUUGAUCUACGCUGCUACAUGGGAUUUUAUUCUGAAGAUCAAAUCAAUCUUUUGCAAAUAAAAAAUUCCACUCUGAGAAGCUUAAUUCAAAACUCAACAAGUCUUGAAACACUCCGUCUUAAUUUUGUCACCAUUGCAUCUCCUGUUCCUGAUGUACUCACAAAUCUCACAUCUUUGCAAUAUCUCUCUCUAUUCCAUUGUGAAUUGUAUGGUGAGUUUCCGGAUGAAAUAUUUCAUCUUCCAAAUUUGAGAAUAAUUGACCUGGGUAACAACCAAAACCUCAGAGGUAAAUUUCCUGAUUUUCACUCUGGCGCACUCAUUAGCGCUUUACGACUUGCUGGCACAAGUUUCUACGGUACGCUACCUGCAUCCAUUGGAAAGCUUAGUUCUCUAAAACGGCUAUCAAUUUCUAAUUGCCAAUUUUCUGGGUCUAUUCCUUCUUCACUUGGCAAUCUCACACAACUCACAUAUUUGGACCUUGGUUUCAAUGAAUUUACUACAAAGACCAUCUCAUGGAUUUGCAAGCUGUCUCAAAUAAAUUAUUUGGGUCUUGGCUUCAUAAAUAUAGGCAGCGACAUCCCUUCAUGUUUUGUGAAUCUCACCCAGCUAUCUCAAUUAUAUCUAGCCCAUACCAAUCUAACUGGUGCAGUUCCAUCUUGGAUAAUGAACCUUACCAAUUUUGCUAACUUGAGGCUUGAUGGAAAUAAUCUUAGAGGUGAAAUCCCAACCUCUAUAUUCAAGCUAGAGAACCUGGAAUUUCUGGAUCUGGGCAGUAACUUGUUGCAGGGGAAGUUAGAGCUUGACAAGUUUCUGAAUCUACACAACCUAUAUUUUCUCAGUUUAUCUGACAACCAACUUUCAUUAAUUGCUGGAAAUAAAUCUUUCAAUGCAACCCUUUCUCCAAUUGAAUAUUUAGGUCUGGCUGCAUGUAAUUUGGUUGAGUUCCCAAUUUUUUUCGGAGCCUUGGGUCAGUUGACAUAUCUUUAUAUGCCACGCAACAGUGUCAAUUCAAUCCCGAGUUGGAUGUGGAGAAAAAUAAGUCUUGAGGGAUUAAUUAUUUCUGACAAUUCAUUGACGGGAAAAAUAUCUCCAUUGAUAUGCAACUUGAAAUAUCUAGUGAACCUUGAUUUAUCGUUUAAUAAAUUAAGUGGCACAAUCCCCUCAUGUCUUGGAAGUUUUAGCCAAUCUCUACAAAGCUUGGAGCUACAAGAAAACCACUUGUCUGGCCUCAUUCCUCAAACAUAUAUGACAGGAAGUGCCCUGAAAAUGAUUGAUUUAAGUUAUAACAAUAUGCGUGGUCAGCUGCCAAGGGCAUUACUCAACUGUACAAUGCUAGAGUAUCUUAGUGUUGGCUAUAACAAGAUCAAUGAUUCAUUUCCAUUUUGGUUGGGAGCUCUUCCUGGGUUGAAAGUCAUUGCUUUAUCUAAUAAUCAAUUGCAUGGACCAAUUGGUUGCCCCAAAGCAUGCUCAUUUUCAAAACUCCAUAUCAUUGAUCUUUCUCACAAUAAGCUAUCUGGAAGUUUACCUUCACAAAUGAUCCUGAAUUGGGAAUCCAUGAAAGCUUCAAACAUGAGUCAGUUACAAUAUGAGCAAAACUGGGCCUUCCAACAUUUUGGAAAUGAAAAUUGGUAUACAAAUUACAGUUAUUCAUAUACAAUGGUGAACAAAGGAGUGGCCAGGAAUUAUCUGAAUCUCCAAAAAAAUUACAACCUCAUAGGAAUUGAUCUUUCCAGCAACAGAAUCUCUAGGGAGAUUCCUGAUGUCGUAGGAGACUUAAAGGGCCUUGUCUUGCUCAACCUGUCCAAUAACAUGUUUACCGGCAACAUUCCAUCUUCAUUAGGGAAGCUUUCAAACCUUGAAGUAUUGGACCUUUCUCUCAACAGUUUAUCAGGGACGAUCCCUCAACAAUUAACAGAACUCACCUUUCUAGAGUUCAUUAAUGUGUCCUUUAACAAUCUCUCAGGUCGCAUACCAGAAAAUAAACAGUUCUCAACAUUCCAAGACAAUUCAUUCGAGGGAAACCAAGGAUUGUGUGGGACUCAAUUGUUGAAGAAAUGUGAGAAUCAUGUUGCUCCUCCUUCUGCCUCUAAUGGUGAGGAAGAUUCAGGAUCUCUUUUUGAAUUUGACUGGAAAAUAGUUCUGAUUGGGUAUGGGGGUGGACUUGUUGCUGGAGUUGCAUUGGGGAGCAGUUACGCUCCACAGGUACUCAGAUGGCUUAAAAAGUUCUUUUGAGUUGGAAACAGGAAACCUCUACUUGCAUUGUAAACAUGUUUUCAUAUUUUCUAUGAAACAUGCAUUGCAAGGAAGAGAUCAGCAUUUGAAAUCUUAUUGGAAUCAUCAUUGAAAACAUGAUUUCCAAAAUAAGCUAGUAUUGGGCUUGUACUUUCUCUGUUUGCUUUGGGCUUGUAUUUCCGGCCUAUAUAGAAAUUAGGGCUUUAUUUUGUAUUUUCUUUGGGCUUGUAUUCCGGCCGAAUAAGGUUUGGGGUUUUAGACUUGUAUUAUGGUCCAAUUAGAGGGUUUAUCGCAUAUUAGGCCAAGUUAUGCUUUUGGAACCCAGUCCAUUCACUCAUGGCUGAAAUAAUCAUUUGCUCCACAUUUAAGGAGCCCUUCUCAGUAAUUUGGUGAUAUAUGAAUAAUGUUUAAAAUAUCA
This is a messenger RNA of Lotus japonicus, 3197 nucleotides long. RefSeq names its product receptor-like protein Cf-9. Lineage: Eukaryota; Viridiplantae; Streptophyta; Magnoliopsida; Fabales; Fabaceae. The transcript has a single exon. Bases 41 to 2779 code for a protein of 912 amino acids. Gene Ontology annotation, molecular function: protein binding. The record is from RefSeq and is a predicted model, not a curated record.